Molecule: messenger RNA, 1161 nt
Organism: Daucus carota subsp. sativus
Lineage: Eukaryota; Viridiplantae; Streptophyta; Magnoliopsida; Apiales; Apiaceae
Product: plastid division protein PDV2
Exons: 2
Coding region: 112-993 (293 amino acids)
Biological process (GO): chloroplast fission
Source: RefSeq, a predicted model, not a curated record
CACUCUACACUGCUCAACACCCUUGCAAACCUCAUUAGCCUAGCCUCUUUUUGGCGCUUCUAAGCUGCUUCUUUUCUCUUCUUCUCCCUUUUGUUUUUGCACAGAAUUGAAAUGGAUGUUGAUGGUAUUGGUUUGGUUCUUGCUAGGGCUUCUGAAUUGAGGUCCAAGAUUGGUUCUUAUAUUCUAAAAAAAUCAGCCCAAAUCAAUGGGAUUACUGAGGAAGAUGGUGCAGAAAAAACCCAUUUUUCUGGGUCUGAUAUGGUGGACAAUGAAGCUGUAGAUGAGGAUCUUUGUAAUAUUCAAGAUGCAUUUGAGUCCCUUGAAGCCCAGCUUUCUUCUUUGCAGGCACUACAACAGCAGCAACAUUAUGAAAGGGAAACAGCAUUGGCAGAAAUUGAUUACAGCCGCCAAAAGUUGCUCAAGAAGUUGAAGGAUUACAGAGGUGAGGACUUGGAAGUCUUAAAGGAGGCUACUGCUUUUGCCAGUGAAACAGUAGAAGACAACAAUGAUCUUCUUCUUCCUCCAUAUCCAAGCCGACCAUCUCGUUCCCUAGCUUCUGAAAAUGGCUUUCUUGCACACUUGCCUUCCACAUUUACUCAUCCUCAAAAUGGGUUCACAAAUGGUGACCCAUCAAAUAAUUUGGGGGCAAGUCCCCAAGAUUCUAAAACAUAUAAAGGGCAAACUGAAUCUAAGAGCCCAUUUAGACUUUUCAUCAACGUGGCAACCAAGACAGUACUUACUGUAGUGAGUGUAGUAGGGUUCCUAAGUUUGGCUGGUUUUGACCCUAAGCUCAGAAAAAGGGAUGCUCAAUUCAAAGUUUCAGGGAUAUUUCAAAGCCAAGAGACUGAAGGAAAGAGACCAUGGAUUCAGUGCCCUCCAGGAAAAGUCCUGGUGGUCGAAGAUGGUGAAGCUCGAUGCCUUGUCAAAGAAAGAGUUGAAGUUCCAUUCAAGUCGGUUGAUAUGACACCCAAUGUAAAUUAUGGGUGUGGAUAAGAUGGUACUUGAGCCCUCCCCUUUGUACAUGCCGUAUCUUUUCUUCAUGGUGUGAUCAAGAUAACUUAAAGCUUAGAGUCUAAGACUACGUAUUCAAGUUAAUGAUCUAGUUGUAGAAUUAUAAUCCUGAUAUUGUUUUGCUAUAUUAAAUUAUUCUCUUUGUUUGGA